AUGUCUUCCCCUGCCGUUGUCCAGCCUGAGGCUGCUCCUGUUGCUGCCCCCGAGGCCGCCAUUGCCCCUGCCCCUGCUCCGUACAACCCACCUGCCCCGCAGACUUCCGUCGCGUCUGCUCCGUCUGCCUCCCUCUAUGUCGGAGAGCUUGACCCUACCGUCACCGAGGCCAUGCUCUUCGAAAUUUUCAACAUGAUCGGCCCAGUCGCCAGCAUUCGUGUAUGCCGUGAUGCCGUCACCCGUCGUUCUUUGGGAUAUGCCUACGUCAACUACCUCAACACCAGCGAUGGCGAGCGUGCCCUUGAGCAGCUCAAUUACUCUUUGAUCAAAAACCGUGCAUGCCGCAUCAUGUGGUCUCAACGUGACCCAGCCCUUCGCAAGACUGGCCAAGGCAACAUUUUCAUCAAGAACUUGGAUGAGCUUAUCGACAACAAGGCUCUCCAUGACACCUUCGCUGCCUUCGGCAACGUCCUCUCUUGCAAGGUCGCUACCGAUGAGCACGGGCGUUCCAAGGGCUAUGGUUUCGUCCACUAUGAGACCGCUGAGGCUGCUGAGAAUGCCAUCAAGGCCGUCAAUGGCAUGCUCCUGAACGACAAGAAGGUCUACGUCGGCCACCACAUCUCUCGCAAGGAGCGUCAAUCCAAGCUCGACGAGAUGAAGGCCCAAUUCACCAACCUCUAUGUCAAGAACUUGGACCCCGAGAUGUCCCAAGAGGAUUUUGAGAAGCUCUUCGCUAGGCACGGGACGGUGACCUCUGCCCUGCUCUCGCUCGACGAGGAAGGCAAGAGCAAGGGUUUCGGUUUCGUCAACUACGAGAGGCACGAGGAGGCCCAGGCCGCUGUCGACGCCCUCCACGACAGCGAGAUCAACGGUCGCAAGCUCUUCGUUUCUCGUGCCCAGAAGAAGGCCGAACGUGAGGAGGAGCUUCGUCGCUCGUACGAGCAGGCCAAGAUGGAGAAGAUGAGCAAGUAUCAAGGUGUCAACCUGUACAUCAAGAACUUGGAGGACGACGUCGAUGAUGACAAGCUUCGCGCUGAGUUCGAGGUCUUCGGCACUGUCACCAGCUGCAAGGUCAUGCGCGAUGAUAAGGGUACCUCCAAGGGUUUCGGCUUUGUCUGCUUCUCCACUCCUGACGAGGCCACCAAGGCUGUUGCGGAGAUGAACAACAAGAUGAUCGGCUCCAAACCCCUCUAUGUCUCCCUUGCUCAGCGCCGUGAAGUUCGCAGGCAACAGCUCGAGAGCCAGAUCGCUCAGCGCAAUCAAAUCAGGAUGCAACAGGCCGCGGCUGCAGGCCUUCCAGGCGGUUAUAUCAAUGGACCGAUGUACUAUCCUCCUGGCCCAGGCUUCCCUCCUCAAGGUCGUGCCAUGAUGGGCUAUGGCCAGCCCGGCAUGAUGCCCCCUCGCCCCCGGUACGGCCCCAACGGACAAGUUGCCGGCAUCCCUGUCCCCGCACCUUAUGGUCAGGCGCCUCCUCAAGGCUACCCUAUGCCUCCAGGUGGCUAUCCUGCUCGCGGCCCUCCUCGUCCCCCCGUUGCUCGCGGCCCCAGCGGCUCUCCCACCCAGGGCACUGUCCCCAUCCCCCGCGCCAACGGCCCGCCUCCCGCCAACGGUGCUCCUCGUGCCCCCGGCCCUCAAGGAGCUCCUGUUCCCAAUCGUGGAGCUGCUCCUCCCUCUGCUGGUCGCGCUCAACCCCAGCCUACCGCCUCGGCUGGAUAUAAGCAAGGGUCUGUCCCUCCUCAACCUAGGUCUGCCGCUCCUCCCUCUGCGACAGGACCUAUUGCACCAGGGCCUGCUGAACCCACCAUCACUGCUGCUCAGUUGGCCGCUGCCAACCCCAUGGAGCAGAAGCAGAUGUUGGGUGAGGUCAUCUAUAUGAGGAUCGCUGGCACUGAGCCUGAACUGGCUGGCAAGAUUACGGGCAUGCUGUUGGAGAUGGACAACAACGAGCUUCUCCACCUUCUGGAUUCUCCCGAUGCGAUGGCCAACAAGGUGAACGAGGCACUUGCUGUCCUCCACGAGUACACCGGCAAGGAAGAGCCCACGGCUUAA
Molecule: messenger RNA, 2049 nt
Organism: Cyclocybe aegerita
Lineage: Eukaryota; Fungi; Basidiomycota; Agaricomycetes; Agaricales; Hemipholiotaceae
Source: the annotation of a GenBank genome assembly